UUGGCCUUAAAUGAUAAGAAGUCCACAACGAACCGAACGCACUGAAACAAACUCAACUGAUAUGAGAGUGUGAGUAAAGCCAACAUUAUUGUGUUUUUAUAUCAGCACAAGGGAAGAGUCACGCCCAAUAGUUGGUAGAAGGAAAAAAAAAACGAAAAUGGACAAAGUUUAUCCUUCUGUGCCCUUGGAGGCUCCCAUAGCAGCCACAGCAGGAACAAGUCAAGAGCAAGAACAUCUAUUGACCACAAGAGCACCACCGAGUUAUGAUCAGGCAACAGCGACGCCAGCAACAACCACAGGGCCAGCUCCAACAGCAACACCAUUACCAACAACAACCACACAACAUCACACUGUGGUGGUGGUGCCAGCUGGCUCCACCUAUGGACCCGAACCCAUGGAUGUACAGUGUCCCUAUUGUCAUAAUUAUGCACGAACUCGUGUCUCCUAUCGUCCCAAUUCGAGAACUCAUCUAAUUGCUUUGAUUCUGUGUCUGUUUCAAUUAUAUUGCUGUGUUUGUUUGCCAUAUUGCAUCUCGAGUUGCAUGAACACGAAUCAUUAUUGCGGCAUGUGCGAUCAUUAUUUGGGCAGUUAUGUGCGCAAUUGAAUGGAGUUUACAGUGUUAACUGACUAAGUGCCACAACUAAGUAUUGAUAAUGUGAUGGACAAAACCAUUUUUUCUUAUUUAAAAACAAACAAACCUAUAAAAUAAGAAACAUUGAACAAAUUCUUCUUAAAAUUAACAGUCUCUCUCUCUCUGGAAGUGACUGAAAUUGUUCUUAAACAAGUCACACUGUAAAUAAAGACAACU
Drosophila willistoni is the source of this 808-nucleotide messenger RNA. RefSeq names its product lipopolysaccharide-induced tumor necrosis factor-alpha factor. Bases 158 to 604 code for a protein of 148 amino acids. NCBI's taxonomy places the organism in Eukaryota, Metazoa, Arthropoda, Insecta, Diptera, Drosophilidae. The transcript has 2 exons. The record is from RefSeq and is a predicted model, not a curated record. Gene Ontology annotation, molecular function: zinc ion binding.